Molecule: messenger RNA, 2068 nt
Organism: Phaedon cochleariae (mustard beetle)
Lineage: Eukaryota; Metazoa; Arthropoda; Insecta; Coleoptera; Chrysomelidae
Source: the annotation of a GenBank genome assembly
CAAUUAUUUUGAGAAUUCGAAAUAGUACCUCAUGGUAUAGUAAAGACAAUAUGGAGGCUUCAGCUACCUUGGUGUAUAAAAAUAUCAAUUUGUGUCGCCGAUGACCUCUAGUUAUUUGACUUGAGAUAACAUAAUUGAUAAUCGUUUUUGAGAAAAUAUGUUUAUAAAGAGAUCAUAAUAAUAUAGAUCCACAUUUUUUGUUCAACCUGCCUCAAUAAGUGUUUGAUAACUUUAAUGUUUCAGUUGAAGUGAGAUUGGUCUAUCGUCUAUAGUUGAAAGAUGUUGAUCACCUCAUCAUGGAAAAUCGAUCUUCUACUCCUUCUAGUGGUUUCAAUAUAUAUGCUCUACAAAUACUCGACCAGAAAAUUCGACUACUGGAAAAAACGAGGAGUAUACUACCCGAAACCAGUACCUUUCUUUGGUAACAUUGCUGAUGUCGCUUUCUUCCGAAUCAACAUAGGAGACUGGCUGAAAAAUUUCUACGAUUCAACAGACGAGCCCUUUUUCGGUAUCUUCGUUUUUGAUGAGCCGCACCUCAUCAUUAAAUCUCCAGAGCUGAUAAAGCAAAUUAUGGUCAAAGAUUUCCAUAAUUUCGAUGAUAGAACAGUGGCAGCGCCCAAGCAUAACAAGAUGAUGCAGAACCUAAUGUUCUUUCAAAAAAACCCACAGUGGAAGGAAAGCAGAUCCAAAAUUACUCCUGUCUUCACUUCCGGAAAACUCAAGAGCAUGUUUACGUUGAUUGAGCCAAUCGGGAAGGAUCUCCUAUCCUACUUGGAGAAGAACGGAGACGUGUUGGAAUCGAAAGAGGUAUGCUCUAAAUUCACCACCGACGUCAUAGCCACCUGUUUUUUCGGCAUCAAUGCGCACUGCUUCGAUGAUGAUGAUGCGAUGUUCCGGAAGCUCGGCAGAAACGUUUUCGAUUUCUCCUGGAGGAACGGGAUAUUGCAAACGGCAUACUUUUUCCGGCAAAAAUGGGUCGAAACUUUCAAGUUGGAUUUCGUGGAGAAGUGGGUGUUUGAUUACCUCCAUGAGGCGUUCUCGAAAACCAUGAAAGCUAGACAGGAGAGUGGCGCUAAAAAUAAUGAUUUGGUGGAUAUUUUGAAUACCAUGAAGAAAAAUUCUGAAUUUUCCUCGGAUAUGGCGGACCUGGAGGCAGAAAAACUGGUUGGUCCAGCUGUCCAGUUCUUUAUGGCUGGAUUCGAAACCACGAGUGCUACUAUAGCAUUCACUCUGUAUGAACUGUGCCUCAACAAGAAUAUUCAGGAUAAACUACGGACUGAGGUACUUUCGAGUAUCAAGAAACAUGGUGGCGUCACAUAUGAAGGAUUAUUGGAAAUGAAGUACAUGGAUCUUUGUGUCAAAGAAAUACUCCGUAAGUAUCCGGUACUGCCGUUCUUGGAUAGAACCUGCAAGGAAGAUUACCAAUUGCCUGGCACCAAUCUAGUCAUUGAGAAAGGAAUGCCCGUUUUCAUUUCCAUGUUUGGCAUGCACCAGGACGAAAAGUACUUCCCGGAUCCUAAGAAAUUCGACCCUGAGAGAUUCGAAAACACGAAUUAUAACAGCGAAGGCUUCGUUUACUUACCUUUUGGGGAAGGGCCGCGAGGUUGUGUUGGUGAAAGAUUUGGAUUGAUGAGCACGAAAGCGGCUCUCGCAUAUAUCAUAGAAAAAUACGAAGUGGAAAAAUGUGCGACAACCCCAACUCCACUGGUAUUCGCACCCAAAAGUGUGGUUCUUCAAUCCACUGUAGGACUGCCAAUGAGAUUCAAGAGGAUUAUCUAAACUAAACCCUAGAUCCCGGCCUGAAUUAUAUCUUCUCAAAUCAUAAUCAUAUAUCAUAUGUACAGGGUCAUUCCGUAUAUCAUCGGUUCAUCAUUGAAGAUAUAGAGAAAAAAUUCAAAUACAAAAGUUGUAGGGUUUGUUAUGAACCUCCAGAAAAUUGUACGAGGUGAAACAAAUGAAUAUCGCUGAUAUGGGAAAUGGGUGCCAACUUCGUUAUUUUCAAAAUUAAAGAUCAUUAUUUUCAAUGAUAGUUGCGUUUAACAACCCACAUUAUAUUAUGCCUUUUUUU